Emys orbicularis (European pond turtle) is the source of this 789-nucleotide messenger RNA. It is a transcript of the gene EMC6, whose product is annotated as ER membrane protein complex subunit 6. NCBI's taxonomy places the organism in Eukaryota, Metazoa, Chordata, Testudines, Emydidae. Bases 267 to 599 code for a protein of 110 amino acids. Gene Ontology annotation, cellular component: EMC complex; membrane; endoplasmic reticulum. The record is from RefSeq and is a predicted model, not a curated record. The transcript is spliced from 4 exons. Gene Ontology annotation, biological process: protein folding in endoplasmic reticulum; autophagosome assembly.
GAGAGCUGGGAGGAGGGGGCGAUGUUUCCCAGCAGCCUUUAUUCUAAGAUGGCGGGCUCCCGCCUGCGGUAGGGGCGGAAACUACAGUUGGGGUCCAAACGGCUUGACAAACCCUUAGUCUUCUGUGUUCUGGUUGCAUUCUACCUCAGGUCAUGAACAAUGUUCUGAUGACUGAUGCAUUCCACAUGCUGUCAGGCCUGACAUUACCAAAAUGUGCAACAGAUUAUAGUCUCGUUGGGAGAAAGACUUGACUCCAAACCAGAGCAAUGGCUACAAUGGUGGCUAAGCGAGAAGGGCCUCAGUUCAUCAGCGAAGGAGCAGUCCGAGGGAAUGCAGCCAUUCUGGAUUAUUGCAGGACAUCCGUUUCUGCCUUGUCAGGAGCAACAGCAGGAAUUCUUGGCCUGACUGGUUUACAUGGCUUCAUCUUCUACUUCUUGGCUUCUGUCCUUCUCUCAGUGCUUUUGGUAUUAAAAGCUGGACGGCGGUGGAAUAAGUACUUUAAAUCCCGAAGGCCACUUUUCACUGGGGGGCUUAUCGGAGGCCUCUUCACGUAUGUCCUCUUCUGGACUUUCCUCUAUGGCAUGGUGCAUGUCUACUAAAAGAGUAAUAACCACUUUAGCUGCAAUGGGUUUUAAUGAAAUAGGAGGACUGUUGCCAAAAACUCAUCUAAACAACUAUGCCAGCUUUUUAAAUUGUUGUUCACUGCUUGUAUUGUUGAGGCGGUCAGUAACUUAUGUCUGAGUACAAAACUCUGUAGUAUUUGUCUAAUUAAAUUGGAUGUAAAAUGUC